GUGUAGAAGGGGCCUGUCAUAAUCACACAUGCCAUGCAACUAUCAGCUCCCCAGUUCUGAUGUGUAGCACAUGGCUGAUGGCCAAAAGGGAGGACAGGAUGUGCAAGGACACAUGAACCGGCCAUGAAAGUCAAUUGCCCUGAGGUGUGAGAAGGUGGAUUCUGGUCUGUGGGAAAGGGCAGGCACCAGGUACCAGAAGUGAUUGAUGACACUGUAGCUAAGGCCCUAUAUAGAUGGGCAGUAAUGCUAGACUCUUGUAUUUUGAAAAAAAAAAGAUGUAUGGUAUCUUCAGCCCCUGUGUGUCUUGGUGUAUUCUUCGAAGAGAAAGCUAAAUCCAUAGCAACACUGUUGGAGCAAAGAACUCUUACAAGGGCCUCAUGUAAUCCAGUUCAAAGAACAUAGAGUGGAUUAUCUGAUUUGAUAAUCUGGAUUAUGUUGCAGUGUAGAAGAGCUCAAUGUGUCACUCAGCAAGUUUCCGCACCUCUCCUUUGAGAGUCAGAAUGCGUCAGAUCCUUCAUUGCCCAGAAUAGUUUUGCUGGAGGAUACUGUGCCUGAACAUAGUAGUGACUGAAACAGCUAACACCUCCCAACAAAGGAUUCUCCCAGGCAGGAAGCAGCCAGGCUUUGAAGCUGCAAGGCUAUUAAAUGCUAAUGAAGGUGGCCAAUUGCAACAUUCAUACUUGCCUCCAACAGACAAGAGUUCUUUCUCCCACCCUGGACCUUCCGCAGAUAUAUAAACCCCACUUGCCUAGUUUCCAACAGACUUCACAACCUCUGAGGAUGCCUGCCAUAGAUGUGGGUGAAACAUCAGGAGAGAAUGCUUCUGGAACAUGGCCAUACAGCCAGGAAAACUCACAGCAACACAAUCUCUCUUUGUGCCUGAAAUAAGUUUGUGGUUGUGCUCAGUGGGAUUUGUCCUCCCCCUCCCCCAUUGCUCUAGCUAUCCAUCAUUCUUCUAGCACAUAAGUGUAUGCGGUGUGGCACGUCACAUAUAUGGUUGCCAGAUCUCAAGGCCUGGCCCCUCAUCUUCAGUCCUCAGGGCAGAGAUUCAGUUUGUAGUCGGUUGCUAAGUAGCAAACACAGCCUUGUUAUACAAAGCCAAAUAAUUCCUUCCAAUUGCUUAUAUAACAGGAUGCUUAGCAUGUGCAGGUGUGUUUGUAUAUUUGUAAACACUGCUAUGUGUAAAUCUCAAUAAGCACCAAACUCAAUCUUUCAAACUAACAACUUAUGCAAAACUCUUAUGUGUGUCACACACAGAAACAAACAUUGUUUGGCAUGUUGUACAGGCAGUACUCAAGUUCUGUAGGUUUCUUCUUAAGUUCAAUUACUAUGUAAGUAAGAACAGGUUCAUUUUAAAAGUGAAACUUCAGCCAAACAUAUAUCUUUUAGCUUUGGAUAGGAUAAAGAGGCAAAGGUUUUCCCCUGACAUUGCCUAGUUUGUCUAACUCUGGGGGUUGGUACUCAUCUCCAUUUCUAAGCUGAAGAGCCGGUGUUGUCCAUAGACACCUCCAAGGUCAUGUGGCUAGCAUGACUGCAUAGAGAGCUGUUACCUUCCCGCUGGAGCGGUACCUAUUGAUCUACUCACAUUUGCAUGUUUUCAAACUGCAAAUGGCAGAAGCUGGGGUUAAAGGCGGAAGCUCACCCCACUCCCUGGAUUCGAACCACCUGCCUUUCAGUCAGCAAGUUCAGCAGCUCAGUGGUUUAAUCUGCUGUGCCACUGGGGAUGCCUUGGAUAGCAUAGGGAAGGGUUAAUACCCCUGUGUUGCUUGUUUUGCUGUCCGUGCCCCUGUUGAGCAGCGGUUUCUAUUUCAUACCUUGAUACAUUUCAUUAUACAUUUCAUAAUUAGGGGGUCUGAUUUCUCAAUAUCAUGAUUUUGAUAUCAUGUUGGUAGAAGGUUUAGUUGAAGUUGCUAAAACGUAUGGGAGGCCAAACCAUUUCUAAUACACCUCUGGAGUCCUUACCCUUUGAAACGCUAAAUAUGUUUUUAACUUCAGUUCCCAGAGACUCCAGCCAGCAUGACCAAAGAUCAGGGAUUCCAUUAAAAUCUAAAGCAUCUAAAACUUGAGAGCCACUGCUCUAACUUAACACAGUAUCGAACUCACUUGGUUUAUAGAAAACACUAUAUACAACUCUCAUUUCUGUUCUGUGUAAAGGGUCAGCUGUGAACUGAUGGUUAGAAAGCAUUUCCAAAACUUGGCUUCCAACUGUGAAUGUUCUUCCCAUCUUAUCUUCAGUAAUAAUAUACCAUAAUAAUACUGUAACAUGAUAUCGCAAACUUGGGAGAACCGGCAUGGUGUUGUGGUCUGAGGGCUAGACUGGGAAUCUGGGAGUCCAGGAUUUAAAAUCUCCGCUCAUCCAUGAGGACCAAAUGAGUGAUCUUGGACAAGUCACACUCUUUAAGUCUCCGAGAAUAGCAAGGACAACCCUCCUCUGAAGAAAUGUUAUCAAGAAAAUAUAUUGUAAGUUCACCUAGUCCAAAACUAUUUAAAGGUACACAAACAAGAACAACAACUUCUUGAGUUGAUGUUCAGUUGGCAAACAUCCUCGUUUCCAUCCUCCAAGUGCCUGUGUCCAAACCUGUUAUCUAUGAAAUUCCAUGGAAGCAGCAAAUUAACAACUUGGGAUGGGCACCAUUAAAUGUGGGCUUGGAGUCACAAUCACCAACUAUGGCCAUAGUUUUUGGCCUUUGAAAGUUGGCAUCUCCUUGCCUGUGCUGUGUGGUUUUCCUGCAAGCCAAGACAGGUGUUUUCCUCGAUCACUGGGAUAACAAUUCACCUAGUCGUCAUCUCACCAUGCACGUGAGUCUCCUCCCUCUUUUUCCACGAAUCCCAGUCAAAUUUCCUUAUCUGGCAGCCACCACGCAAGCACAGUCUAUUGUUCACUGAGAUACCAUUAAAAUUGGCAGCCGAGCUGCAUAUUUUGCAAGAAACUGGCUUCCCUAUGACCCCCUGAGGGGAAGGGGGAGUCUGAACAAAUGUAACAUCAUCAAGUAUGAUAAAAGAAGAAACAUAAAUCAAUGAUCCAUCACAAGGGAGAGGCCUUGGAUGAAAGGUUGCAUUCCAUAGUUGGGUGACUAUGCUCCUUACGUGUCAAGACGUUGAUGAGUAUCAUUUGGGGACUCGUUUGGAACCCCAAGAAACCCCAUUAAUUAAUUAAUAAUGGCUCAUGACCUGCAUUUCAGAAACGCUGAAAUUACUAUCUUGAAAUGCUUCAAGACAAGCCUUUUAUUAGGCAAUCACCCAAUUCAGUUUACAAAAUAUUUAUUGGGGAACAGAUGGACCCAAACUCCCGCGUUUGAUUUUGUUUCUUCUUUUUGCGACAGAAAAUGUGUUCAGGAGGAAAAAAAUGGAAUAACUGCACAGUGUCUUUAAACUGGCAGGCAUCUUGAGACAUUCUCCAUCUGGCUUAGCAAUUCUGCUUAAAUGAAAGGCAGUAGUUUCUCACAUUCUUUGGUUUCAGAAGGUUCCUUGAUCUUCAGAGAUGUGCAUGUUCUUGAAUGGGCCUCAGACUUUCUUGAAGCUGGUCAGUGUGUUAUAAUAAUAAUAAUAAUAAUAAUAAUAAUAAUAAUAAUAAUAAUAAUAAUAAUAAUAAUACUUUAUUUUUAUACCCUGCCUCCAUCUCCCCGCAGGGACUUGGGGCGGCUUACAUGGGGCCAAGCCCGGGUAAAACAACAAACCAAAAUAAAAUGACAUCAGAAAAUACAGACACAAAAAUUAAAUUAACAGUUUAAACAUGAUAAAAUAUAAAAUGAUAAUCAAAGUAAAAACAUGGAUUUGGCACCCAAGUAGAGGGGAUAAGACAAACUGGGUAAAGUGCAACGAGUGAAUAUUGUAAACAAGGUAGUUGAUUAAGUGCUACCGUCAAUAGGAGAGCAACCGCGUGACUAUAGUAAACAGAUAGGGCAAGAUAAAGUGCAACAGAUGAGUAAAUGGUCGUAGAUACAAGGUCUAUCACGGGGAUGGGGAAUUCACUCUCCAAAAGCCUGUUGGAAGAGCCAAGCUUUUAGGUUUUCCUAAAUACUGUCAGGGUGGGGGCUUGCCUAGUCUCCCUGGGGAGCGAGUUCCAGAGCCGGGGGGCCACCACGGAGAAGGCCCUCUCCCUCAUCCCCACCAACUGCGCUUGUGACGGAGGUGGAAGCGAGAGGAGAGCCUCCCUGGACGAACGAAGAGAUCGUGAAGGUUCAUAGGAGGAGAUAUGGUCACGAAGAGCGACUUGAGAAACUGCAAGUUGUUUCUGGUGUGAGAGAAUUGGCUGUCUACAGAGACGUUGCCCAAAGGAUGCCCGGAGGUGUUACCAUCCUGCUGGGAGGCUUCUCUCAUGUCCACGCAAGCUGGAGCUGACAGACAGGAGCUCACCCUUUCUUGCGGAUUUGAACUGGCAAUCUCCAGAUCAGCAACCCAACUUUCAUGUCAACGGUUCAGCCAGCACAAGGGUUUAACCCACUGCGCCACUCACAAGCUGGUCAGCAAGAACAAUGUUAUCACAUCAAACUGUGAAAGCCUUUUGGGUUCCAAAGAAAUCAAGAUGACUAACUGUGCCUCCAACUUACACAUCCAGAAAAAUGCCAUAUUGUGUAAGACUUAUGGGGUGUGGAAGGGCGGGGUGACCCAGGCUGCCUCCUCCCGCCAUGGGCCACGGAUGCCUAUAAAACUCAAGACCUGCAGGGAGCAGAUAGUUACAAAAGGAAAAUCUGCAAGGAUGGCAGGACUGGAGAGAAGAUUUGUCAGCACUGGGUUGCUCGUGCUGCUGGUCCUUUUGGGGUUCCAUCAGAUAUCAUCUGCACCAGCACUGAGCUGUGGCCGCCAAAAGCUGGUUCCCCGGAUGGCAGGGGGGAUAAAUGCCAACCGCGGAGAGUGGCCCUGGCAAGUCAGCCUCCAGUACCGUGGCCAACACAUCUGUGGUGGAAGCCUCAUCAGCAACGAAUGGAUCCUGACAGCUGCACAUUGUUUUUUUGAGGUUGGAACGCCAAUCAACCCAGCUGAUUGGAAAGUGGUGCUGGGCCGUCUGAAACUGACAGGCAGGGAGACACGGGGUUUGGAAAGCAAUGUUAGCACCAUCAUCCCUCACGAGAACUACACUCACUUUGAGAAAGGCAAAGACAUUGCACUGGCGCGCCUGACAAAGCCUGUCAACUACAACAGGGAUAUAUCGCCUGUCUGCUUACCAAAAUCCAACCACCGCUUUGCCUUUGGAACACAGUGCUGGUUGAGUGGCUGGGGAGACGUCGCCACAAAUGUCAGCCUGCCAAACCCCAUGGCCCUCCAAGAGAUAGGGAUGGACUUGAUGACUGUCGACACUUGCAAUUGCAUUUACAGCAACCUGAGGAACAGGAGGAUUGUCAACCCAGCCUUGCCCGGCAUGGUUUGUGCCAUGACUCCUGACAGGCAGAGAGGUCCUUGCAAGGGUGAUUCAGGCGGUCCUCUGGUAUGCUUGGAGAAUGGCUAUUGGUUCCAGGCAGGGAUUAUGAGUUUCUCCAUGGGCUGUGGCCAGUUCUAUGGACCAACCUUCCUGACUGAGACAAAAUCCUAUGCCAGCUGGAUCCAGCAACAUGUCAACGGGGGCACCUUUGCCAAUCAGAUUAGGCCCUUGCCUAAUACCACAGACAGUUACAUGUGCAAAGGUUGUGGAGUGCUGAAAAAGAACAUGACUGGCAGAGGGCCCUGGCCCUGGUAUGUGAACCUACAGUACCAGGGGGAGCAUGUCUGUGGAGGCACUUUGAUAGCUGAGGACAGGAUUUUGACAGCUGCACAGUGUUUCAUUGGACGCCAGGAAGCAGAAGGCUGGGAGGUUCUGCUUGGUGAACAACAAGAAAAUGAGAAACAAAAAUGGCAGGAGAAUAGGACACUUCAGAGCAUUGAGGUUCAUGGUGCUUACAUCGAGGCAAAAGAGGGCUAUGACAUUGCAAUAGCCAGGCUGAGCCGUCCCGUGACCUUCAGUGACAGCAUCCGGGCCAUUUGUGCCCCAUACGCCAAACACCAGUUCCCAUUGGGCUCCACUUGCUGGACUCGCGGACGGAGUAUUGAGCCAGAUGCAAGUUGGCAGCGAGGGAAAGGGAAACUGAGUCCUCCGGGCGGCGUAGAGGUGAAACUCCUUGGUCCCAAGGCAUGUAACUGUGCCUACAACAAGACCAGUGAACAUGGAGAAGAGAUUCCCAUCACCUCUGAGAUGCUGUGUGCCACACCCUAUAAAUGGACCAUGCGCUGUGAGGCAGGCGUUGGAGACCCUCUGGUUUGCAACCACAAUGGGGUGUGGUUCUUGGCAGGAAUCUCCAGCUUUGGAAAGGGCUGUGGGACCGUGAUCCGUCCAGGGGUUUACACAUCAGUCAGGGCCUAUGAUGAGUGGAUCAUGCAGAAUGCCUGGUCAGCUUACUAUGCCGUGCCAAAGCCGCCUCUUCCAACGGCCAGUGAUGAAGACACUUGUCUGAUAUAACUUCCAGGUAAAUUAGACAACUAAGACAGUCUUGGGGAAAACAGAAUGGCUCUUUGGCAAGCCUAAUGGACCACAGUCUUCCCAAGGGCCUGAACUCUACCAUCCCUGUUUUGCAGUUUGAGAGGCAGACCAGCUUAGAAUGAUUGUGUAAGCAUGUAUGCAUAUCCAUAAACAUACACAUAUGUAUACAUCUGUAUGCACUGACCCAAGAGAUAUCAAGGCCUGGAAAAAAUUGAGACAAACCUUUUCUCAAUUUUUCCCCUCAUAAGCAACACUUUUUCUAUUUCUCUAAUAGGAAAAUGGAAAGGCUUGGGGAAUAUAGAGGAGAAUUGUUUUGGAAUUAUUGAAAUUCUUUUUAAGACAAGUGAAUCCUUUGGGUUAAUCCCAAAUAAGUAGAUAAAUUUAAUGAAUUUGGGGACAGAAAGUCAACACCUAAGUAAACUGCACUGAUUAAUGACUCUAAUUUUAGUUGGUACUAACUUUAAUGCCCUGUGUGAAAAACAUUUAAUUUUAAUAGAUCUAUUUUGCUGAAAUAAAUGAGUAAGUUUGCUCUGGCUUCCUUUUUUCUCUGCAGGAGCAGGUUAUAUGUAAAACACAGGCAAAAGGACAACACUAGAUAUGGAAGAGACCUGCACAACAAAAUUCUUUCUUCUUAUCUCAUUUUCUAUUUUUAAGAAAGCCCUUUAGGAAUAUGAAUGCUAGCUUCCAUCAUACAACCAAAUCUUGGGAAAUGUGCUAUUAUUAGAAUCAUAGAGUUGGAAGAAACCCUGGUCUCCAGAGUCAUAAUCCAACACUCGAACCACUACAAAAGAAUUCAGUUCUAUAUCCUCCAAACUAAGUCCACUUACAAAGACAUAUCUAUAUUGUACAAUGCAAAGAAUGUAUACAUAACAUUUACUUUCUUCCUUCAUGAAGCUCAGAGCACUCUAAUGACACCAAAACCCUUAAAACCAGUAAACAUGGUAGUUCCUGUAACUGAGACAAAUUUUGAACUUUGAUUUUCCAUGUCUGAGUAGGCCAUUUCUAGGCCACGUUUCACUCUGGUUCUCUUUAAGACCCAGCAGGGCAUUGUUACAAACAGAUAUUAGCUCUUCAGUCCAAAAUGUGAAUGGAUAGGAACUGGAAUCUUCUAGGCUCCCUCUGAUGAAUUGUGUCCAGACAGAUUUCUAUUAUUUUUAAUAUCAUAAAACUGACAGUUGUAUGGAUUGUUCUUGUUGUGUGUGUUCAAGUUGACUUGGACUUACAGAGAUCCUAUGAAUGAGACCUUCAAGAGAACGAAGUCAUGUGGGUUUAAUGAUCUCAGAAUUUCAUGGUACAAAUUAUGUGAACAGAGAAAAUGUUCUCAAGAGAUAAACUGAUGGUUUCUGUGCUGAAAUGGAUAAUACUGACAUUGCUAUUCAUAUGGAAAUAUUUUAACUGGCAAGUGUGAGAGCAGGCAUAGACCUGCUUUUGUGGAAUUUUAUCUCUAGGGAGAUCCAGCACCAUUUAAAAACCUUUCAUUAGGACAGGGAUUUCAUGACUGAUUUUUUAAAAAACUAUUCUUAAAUUAUUAUUUUUUUCAAUUUUAAUACUGUAUUUUUAAAUAUGUGUGUGUGUGUGUGUAUUUAUAUUCUGACACCGUAUAUUUAUUGUUAUAGCAUAUUUGUUUCUUCAAAUCUCUUGGAAAAAUUGUAAACAUGGGAUAUAAUGAUUAAAAUCACUGAGUAAACCAAG
Molecule: messenger RNA, 8143 nt
Organism: Anolis carolinensis (green anole)
Lineage: Eukaryota; Metazoa; Chordata; Lepidosauria; Squamata; Anolidae
Product: serine protease 53
Exons: 12
Coding region: 4319-6430 (703 amino acids)
Biological process (GO): proteolysis
Molecular function (GO): serine-type endopeptidase activity
Source: RefSeq, a predicted model, not a curated record